Sander lucioperca (pikeperch) is the source of this 1566-nucleotide messenger RNA. RefSeq names its product zinc finger protein 79-like. NCBI's taxonomy places the organism in Eukaryota, Metazoa, Chordata, Actinopteri, Perciformes, Percidae. Gene Ontology annotation, molecular function: DNA-binding transcription factor activity, RNA polymerase II-specific; RNA polymerase II cis-regulatory region sequence-specific DNA binding. Gene Ontology annotation, cellular component: nucleus. Gene Ontology annotation, biological process: regulation of transcription by RNA polymerase II; central nervous system development. Bases 193 to 1272 code for a protein of 359 amino acids. The transcript has 4 exons. The record is from RefSeq and is a predicted model, not a curated record.
GGUCCCGUAAGACGCUACGACCUCCGUCCCAUUGUUUGCAUUUUACCUCGUGAUGAGGACGGCGGAGUAAAAGGCGCCAGUGUUUGGUGUCCUUCCAGAGAGAAACAUCACAAACUGCUGCAUGAGGUUUUAAAACCUGAAACACAGCUACAAAGAGCAGGUCGGGGAGAAGUUGAGGAGAGGCACUUCAACAUGAACUCUGAGUGGAAACUGUCAGCUGAUCAGCGGAGAGAUGUCCAGAAAGUGAUUGUUGGUGAAGAACAUCAGCAGGAGUGGAGCUCCAGUCUGGACCAGGAGGACACAAAGCCCCCAGACAUUAAAGAGGAACAGGGGGAACUCCAGAUCAGUCAGGAUGGAGAGCAGCUUCAAGGGCUGGAGGAGGCUGAUAUCACCAAGUUCUCAUUCACUCCGGUCCCUGUGAAGAGUGAAGGUGAUGAAGAGAAACCUCAGUUCUCACAGCUUCAUCAAAGACAAACUGAAGAGAUCAAAACAGAAGCUGAUGGAGAGGACUGUGGAGGACCAGAACCAGCCAUGAAAUCGGAUCCAGAUACACAUUUACAACCAGCUACUGAUGACCAGACUGGAGACUCUUCUGAACCUGAGACUGAUGACAGUGAUGAACAGACCAGAGAACCUCAGUCAGGUAUAAACUCUCUGAAUAACGAUAGAUUCCCUGUUAGUGAUUCAAGAUGUACUACUGGUGAGAAAGCAUUUAGCUGCUCUGAGUGUGGGAAAAUAUUUGGCACCAAUGGACAUCUGAAGAGACACAUGGGAACCCACACAGGAGAGAAACCAUUUAGCUGCUCAGUCUGUAAGAAAGCUUUUAGAGAGAGUGGAAGUUUAAAGAGACACAUGAGAAUCCACACAGGAGAGAAACCAUUUAGCUGCUCAGUCUGUAAGAAAGCUUUUACAGAGAGUAGAACUUUACAUAGACACAUGAGAACCCACACAGCAGAGAAACAAUGUAUCUGCUCAGUCUGUAAGAAAGCUUUUAUAGAGAGGGCAAGUUUAAAGAGACACAUGAGAAUUCACACUGGAGAGAAACCAUUUAGCUGCUCAGUCUGUAAGAAAGCUUUUACAGAGAGUGGGAAUUUACAGAAACACAUGAGAAUCCACACAGGAGAGAAACCAUUUAGCUGCUCAGUCUGUAAGAAAGCUUUUACAGAGAGUGGAACUUUAAAGACACACAUGAGAACCCAACACGUGAGUGCUACAAGCUCCCCCCUUGUUUUGCUUCUCCCUGUCGGCUCUACUCAUGUGAUCCUGAUUUGAUCGUUAGUGGUUGGCUCCGCUCCUGUACUCAAGGAAGGCUGGAGGACUCUUUCAGACUGAAGCAGCUGUUCAGUGUGUAUAUUUCUUGGGGGAUUGAGGUGUGAGGGAUAUGGCACAAAACCAAGAUGAUAUUUGGAACUAAAUUCAUGAUAUUUGGAUAUUGUACUAUACAUACAGAUGUAUAAAUAGUAAUUGAUAAUGAAAUAAUUGAAAGUCUAUGAAAAAUGCAUGAAGUUGGCCAGGAGUAUUGGUAUAUUGAACGAAACUAGAUAACUAUAGAACCAAAAUACACUA